Cephus cinctus (wheat stem sawfly) is the source of this 3600-nucleotide messenger RNA. RefSeq names its product G1/S-specific cyclin-E1 (gene CycE). Gene Ontology annotation, molecular function: cyclin-dependent protein serine/threonine kinase regulator activity. Gene Ontology annotation, biological process: G1/S transition of mitotic cell cycle; regulation of cyclin-dependent protein serine/threonine kinase activity. The transcript is spliced from 3 exons. The record is from RefSeq and is a predicted model, not a curated record. Gene Ontology annotation, cellular component: cytoplasm; nucleus; cyclin E1-CDK2 complex. Bases 1041 to 2450 code for a protein of 469 amino acids. Lineage: Eukaryota; Metazoa; Arthropoda; Insecta; Hymenoptera; Cephidae.
CCCCACCGCCGGCCAUAGCCUAUCGAUGCACUACCGGUCUGCUCCCGCUGCCGCUGAAGCUUAUUAUUGCUGGUGCUGCUAUUCAGUGUGCGGGUAUCUCCCGCGAAAUGAGAACGCCAACGCCAAUAAGCCUAUAAUAAUCUCAGCAAACUUUUAUUUUAACUGUUUCCCUGGUUACCCAAGCUCAACCUAAUUGUGUCCGGAUAAUUCCUUAGUGAUUUGUGUACGAACAAUCGUGAAAACUGACUGUGAAACCGCUGGUGUUCGUAAACUUAAGUGGCGGGUGUUUGCUGUCCAACACACGCCAGACCUCAUUCCUUUCUGGUAGAUUUGUGCAAUAUUUUUUUACAAGAUUUGCACUUUUCACGUUAAGCCACGCUCCAGGGGAUUGCAAGAACCUUUAACGAGGUGAACAGGUGGAUAUUUGUGGGACAAAAAAGAGUAUUUUUGUGGAAAAAUUGGGAAAAAGUGUCAAGCAUUGCGAGUGCUACGUCGGCGUGGCAGUGGCAUACGGAAAGGGUUAUUUUACAUGGUUUUUCAUGAAAUUUUAUAGUAUUACUGAAGCUGAUGGAUGGGUAGACGUCCGUUAAGACUCGGCGGGAAAUCUGGGAAAAUUUUGGUUAUUUUGGAGGUUAUGUUAUGUGUAUAGAGGGCGUGACAGUGGCAAACUGCAAGCAGGGGUUGGUCGUCUUUUCGCGCGCUAGACUCCCGCGCUUCGAGAGCGCGCCCCUACAUUUUCGCGGAAAAAUUUCACUCUGUGCUAUUUUUAAGGACUUGUCGAGCCUUCCAAAUUCACAGGAAGAUUUAUCGAGAACUUGGGCGCAGUCAGAUUUAUUAACGACUUUUUACAGCGAGUCAAAAUUGAGCCAGAGUACGUGCAUUAUGGCGAAUGCUUGAGUUGACCGUAAGUCUCGCGCGCUCUCACAUUUUUUGGUUUUUUCUGAAGAAAAUCUCUUCGUGAUUAGAACCAAACUAGUGUGAAACAUCUAGAAAAGUUCCCUUGUGUUUGUUAAGUUAAUUGAAAAGGAUCGGGCAGUUUUAUGUAUGCUGAUACGAGUCCCGGAAUUGCCAGCAAGAUGCCACAGACUAGUUUACAGGAGAAGCAACCAUCACAGUUACACCUACAAGGAAGCAAACCAGCUUCACUUAAGCGGAAGAGACGAAAUACAGAACUUUCUGAAGACUCAGAGAAUAUUUACCCUCCUAGUAAAAUUUCAACCCUUGCUCACUCUCCUUAUUCAGAGUCCUGUCACAGUGGGUCACAUGCCAGUGAUGGUUCCCGUACACCGCAACAGCAAUCAUCUCCCUUGAAGGAACAACAGGGACCGGCAACAUGGUCAGAGCUCAGAAGUUCAACCUGUUUUCUAACUCCCUCAGCCUCUAGCAGUGAAUCUAAUAGACCAAGUCCAUUACCAACAUUACCUUGGGCCGAUGGAUCUCAAGUGUGGGCCUUGAUGUGUCUUGGUGACCAAAAAACUUUAACUCAAAGGGAUCCUCAGAUGUUUCAAAGGCAUCCCACAUUACAACCUCGAAUGAGAGCCAUUCUUCUGGAUUGGUUGAUUGAGGUGUGUGAAGUGUAUAAACUCCAUAGAGAGACUUACUAUUUGGCUAUGGACUACAUAGACAGGUAUCUGUCAACACAUCAAAAUGUACCCAAGAAUCAGCUGCAACUUAUUGGCAUCACCUGCUUAUUCAUAGCUGCCAAGGUCGAGGAAAUUUAUCCGCCGAAGAUCGCAGAGUUCGCCUAUGUGACAGACGGUGCCUGUACCGAAGAUGAAAUCCUAGGCAAGGAGUUGAUAGUUCUAAAGGGAUUAGGCUGGAACCUAUCACCAGUGACUGCUCCAGGAUGGCUCAAUAUAUACAUGCAGGUUGAAUCCGGUGAUUGGUCCAGACCCAACACUUUCAUCUACCCUCAAUAUGGUGGACUACAGUACUCCCAAGCAGCGCAACUCCUAGAUCUAGUGACCUUGGACGAGAGAAGUCUGAAGUUUCCCUAUAGUCACUUGGCAGCAGCAGCAGUCUACCACACCCAAGGAAGAGAAUGCGCACUACGUGUUUCUAGACUAUCUUGGGAACAGCUAGCACCUUGUGCACGUUUCCUCAGUGCCUUCGCCAACACAGUCGCUGAAGAAGGUUCAGAACUGCUCUUACGAUCGACUGUGCCUCCCGUAGAAUCCCACAGCGGCUCCGGGCUUCGUGCUUCAGUGCCAAACAUCGUUAUGGAUGAGUCCCAUCGUAUACAGACUCACGUUGUCGACCUGAACAUGCUUGAAAAAGCUCAACAACGGCUUGCUACCGAGGGGCUCACCCUGGAGCCAAUAGAGCGAGAAACUAACCUCGACAACAUAGCAAGUCCAAAUCGUAGUGGAAUCUUAACCCCUCCAUCAAGUAGUCAAAAGAGCUCUCCAACUCCACCACGUCUACCACUUCAGUUACAUCCUUAUACAUAACUCUAGUAGCAAAAAGGAGGCGAGAAAAGCGUCACUCCAUUUUUUUUGUUGUAAAAGCCCUGUUGAACUCUACAAAAGUCUAUUUACAAUGCGCGACAAGAAACUUCUGUGUCGCGCAAUCACUCGGCCUAUCAAGGAUCGACUACCUUGAGGUAUAUCUAUUUACUUCUCUCUGUCAAGACUCUGAGGUGAGUUGUUAUCCCGGCGAGCGGUGCUUCUAUCUCAGUGAUUUCCGUCAAUGACCUUCCCCCAGGAUACCUAGAGAGACAUGUACAACAUUGAUAACAUUACUUAUUUCUAUAGUGUAUAACGCCCACGACAAACCGUUAUCUUUUAUAACUUCCCUAAUUAACAGUGGUUUUCAAACCCUGGACGAGUUCGUCAUGGCGCGUUAAACCAUCAGGUCUGUAAUUGUUCUUCCCUAGGGAUUGAGCUACGACCUCUGACGCAGUGUUGUCUCGCAGUGAAUUAGAAAUUUUUGUCGAUAGGCGAUAAGUUGUCUUUAGACAUUAGACAUUUAAAGUCCUACCAUAGGAUUAAGUUAUUGUAACCCUUCCCCGUCGGCUUCAUGCCAAUUCGCAUAGACUUGAUCAAGUAAGUCCACACGUGUUGAGGAAGACGCGAAGAUCCACUAUAAGGAUGAGUCUUGUUUCACUUUAGAAUUUUUACAGCGGAUCUUUGCUGUGCUUUUAUAACAUUUAGUGGACGGUUCGCUGUUAUAGGUUAGGCGACACUAAGUCUUCUAUGCGACUGAUCAGUAAGACGCCACUAAUAAAUAAUACAGUGGUUGAACAUGAUGCAACAGAUCAAUGCUAAAGUGCCUUUACACAACACUAUUGUUUUUAUCUGUCGGAUUUGAGAUGAGAAAGAAAAAGGACUAUGUGAAUAGUAUUCUUUUAUAUGAUUUGCUUUUUUAACGCUGAGUAAGAAUCAUUAUGAUGAUGCUAAGUAUAAUAGUGAUUGUGCAACGCGCGAUAUCAGACCAUAUAAAAAUGUUAAAGGAUUUUAUGUAUAUAGGCGAGAGAUGUCAUAUCCAUUUCUAACCUCUUUAUAAGGUCCGUGAGUUCGUCCCAGAGCUUGCAUGCCGUGACGCACGAGUUAUACAAGCAUUUGUAUGGAGAUAGUGACAAUAAAUAUUUUGAAAUUGUAA